Messenger RNA from Coregonus clupeaformis (lake whitefish), 2623 nucleotides. Its product is annotated as ras-related protein Rab-18-like. Gene Ontology annotation, molecular function: GTPase activity; GTP binding. The transcript has 7 exons. The record is from RefSeq and is a predicted model, not a curated record. The coding region runs from base 144 to 761 and encodes 205 amino acids. Lineage: Eukaryota; Metazoa; Chordata; Actinopteri; Salmoniformes; Salmonidae.
AAUAGACUGUUCAGUUGAUUGCGAUCCGCCGAUACAAAUUUAAAGAAGAAGUCUCAUUAGCUAACUGACAAACAUCUCUUCUAGGGUGUAUUUUUACAGCUCUCAGUUGAAGUAUAAAUAUAGUCUAUUGAUAGCGUAGGAAGAUGGAAGACGACGUUUUAACAACACUGAAAAUAUUAAUAAUUGGAGAAAGUGGCGUUGGAAAGUCCAGUCUUCUCUUGAGAUUCACAGAUGACACAUUUGAUCCAGAACUAUCAGCAACAAUAGGCGUUGAUUUCAAGGUGAAGACCAUCUCAGUGGACGGGAACAAGGCAAAGUUGGCAAUAUGGGACACAGCUGGCCAGGAGCGUUUCCGAACCCUGACGCCUAGUUAUUACCGCGGCGCGCAGGGAGUCAUCCUGGUGUAUGAUGUAACGCGACGGGAUACUUUUACCAAGCUGGACAACUGGCUCAAUGAGCUGGAGACGUACUGCACAAGGAAUGACCUCGUCAAGAUGCUGGUCGGGAACAAAAUUGAUAAGGAAAACCACGAACUAGACAGGAAUGAAGGCCUGAAGUUUGCAAGAAAACAUUCCAUGCUGUUUAUAGAGGCCAGUGCUAAGACGCGUGAUGGGGUCCAGUGUGCGUUUGAGGAGCUGGUUGAAAAGAUCAUCCAGACCCCUGGACUGUGGGAGAGCGAGACGCAGGGCCGAGGGGUCCAGCUGGGCCGGCAAGACCAGGCUGCAGGGGGGAGCUGUGGAGGCUACUGCUCCCUGGUUUAGACAACACACACACACACACACACACACACACACACUACAUACACACGCAACGCAUACAAAACAUAGACACUCAUAUACACACACAUACAAAACGCACACCACACACACUCAAUUGAAAGACACCCUACCAAACACUCACACUGAUGGCUGAUGUCCUGCUAUGAAGGCUAUAGUUUCCAGACCAUUUCCCCCAUCGGCCCCUGAGGUGUGGAGUGAGGCAGGGCUGCUCCUGGCCAGCACCCUCCGCUCACUGGCUGUGAUCAUUCAUAGGGACAUUGCUGUUUGCACACUUCCUGGUAUCAUGGCUAUAAUUCUGUUUUAAAGGUCCUCUACCCUGUCUUUCUGAAAAUGAAAUGAGUGUAUGACUUGGUAGAAUAGUGAAGGGGAAAAACACUACCAUGGAUAGCAGAUGGGGUAUUAUUCUUAUUUAGAAAAGGAUCAUUUUCUAUCACCUGUUCUCAUUUAGGGUUGUUACGACUUUUGUUUGCCCUCCCCUCCCAACACUUUGCAUUUCCUUUGUAGAAAUGUUUCCCCCUAUUAUCUCUCCCUUAGCACUUUGUUCCUCUUAGCAAGGCAAGCACAACUAGUGUGUGUUGGCUGCAGGGAUGAUUCUCCAGCGUGUGUAUCUACCCUGUGUGAUCAUGCAGCCUUGUCCUCCUCCAGUGCUUGCCCUCCUAACAGCGCUGCGGUUGAUUUUCUUAUCAGCCUAAGCGUCAUGUAUUCUCUCUCUCGCUCUCUCUCUCUUCCACAAACUGCCUCUUUUUGUUCUAAAAAUUCUACAGUCACCAAGUUUCUGGAACAAAGUUUUACAGCUUUUAUUGACUUGGACUCCCAAACUUUCAGCAUUUUUUUUUUUUUUUGAAGGGUUUAUAAAUCAAACAGAUUGGCAUGGGAGGGUUGGCUUUCCAUUGUGUGUGUUAUGAAAAAGAAACUAAAUGAAGAAACGCUGCAUGCCUUGUUUUGUUGGUGGUUGUUCUAAUGGGCUGUGACCAACCUGGUUAUCUGCCACUCUGACAGUUAAAUAUGAAUAUCUGUAUCAGCGCUAGCUUCAGUCUUGCUUCAGCUUUUCAUAAUGAAUCCCGAUAUGGAAAAAAAAAAGACAGAAGGAAAAGUUUUCUAUAUUAAAGAAUACAUUGAGUCAUAUGGGUGUUUGCAUUGAAAUCAAAGAAAGAGGUGUAAGACCUGUAAAAAUGUUUUUUGCAGUGUUCUGUCUCCGUGUUCCAUGUCCUUAGACCUUGCCUGUAGUUCUUGAGUGCCAGAAAGAAUGUGUUGGGAAAUGUAGUUUUGGGUGACCGUACCAAUGACCUACAGUAUAUUUGUGGCAGGAGUGACACGGAUGCCUUUACAGUAUGUCUAAUCAGAAUAUAAUUCUUUCUUAUCCUUUUUUUAAUUGCAUGGAGAAUUCUUCUUUUAAUUUUUCAUGUUUGUUCUAUAAAUGCCUUGCAGAGAAAGUUGCGGUGUGUCCCAAAUGGCACCCUAUUUCCUAUAUAGUGGACUACUUUUGACCACCCUGGUCAAAAGUAGUGCACUAUAUAGGAAAUAGGGUGCCAUUUCGGACACAAACCUGGACUGUAUGAACCACACAUACACAACAAGCGGGUUAGAUGUACCUGCAUCCAGAACCUUGCACACAGGUUUAUAGUAGACUACAUUGGGAUUUUCUAUUUGUCCUGAAUGAACUAGACGUCUACUUUAUGAUUGAAAUGACAGAGACUCUUGAACUUGUUAUUUUCUGUUUAUAUGUGACAGCAUAUAAACACAUUGUAAAUUAAUGUGUGUGUGAUUGUAAAAUGUGAAUGUAUACAUAUUACAAUUAUAAAACCACCCUAUGUAUUAAAGUGAAUAAAGUAAUUUUUAAAGGA